This is a messenger RNA of Lycium barbarum (goji berry), 699 nucleotides long. Its product is annotated as protein SCD6-like. The record is from RefSeq and is a predicted model, not a curated record. Lineage: Eukaryota; Viridiplantae; Streptophyta; Magnoliopsida; Solanales; Solanaceae. The transcript has a single exon. The coding region runs from base 1 to 699 and encodes 232 amino acids.
AUGAGUGGUAACAACAAGAGUAUCAAUCCCAAUACCAAGGCUCAUGACAAGAUUCAACAGAACAAUACAAACAUCAAAGUUCAACAUUACAAUACUCAAAACAUGACAGUGGACAGUCAAAAUAGCUACCAGCAAAACACCAACAGGGAACCAACCAACAAUCAGGAUGACAAACAAACUCAAGUCAUGAAACACAAUCACCCAAUUGAUCCAGGAGAAGCCCAAAACAAUUAUCUCAAGCUCAUUAGUGGCACUAGUCUUGAGGAAGAUCAAGAUAAUAGUGAUGUCUAUGUUAGCAAACAAGAUUUACACUCUGAAUCAUCCUUUGAGGAUGAGGAAGGUGAUGUAGAUGGCAGUUCUGAUGAUCGAGAUUAUGAAUUGGAAAUGAGCUCUGAAGUCAGUGAUGAAUAUGCCAGUGUUGACAGCGAAAGUCUCCAUGAUAAUGAAAACGCAUCCAGUGAUGAGCAUGCCAAUAUUUUAGUGGAAUCUUUUUGCUCCCAAACACUGGUGGAUGUGGAUAUUACAGACUUUGACAACGUAAUUGACAAAAUUCACCUAUCUCCCAGAGGUAGAGGUAGAGGUAGAGGUAGAGGCAGAAACAACAACAGAGGUGGUAGACAAAGCACAAGAGGAAGAGGUGGCAGGGGCACCUAUCAAAUACCUGUGGAUAAUACACAGGAAAUGAAUUUAUCCAAUUAG